This is a messenger RNA of Spirometra erinaceieuropaei, 405 nucleotides long. NCBI's taxonomy places the organism in Eukaryota, Metazoa, Platyhelminthes, Cestoda, Diphyllobothriidea, Diphyllobothriidae. The record is from the annotation of a GenBank genome assembly.
AUGCAGCCGCCUUCGAAGCCACCAGAUAGCCGCUGCCUAGGCAAAAGAGUGGCUUGCAAGCCUCGAGUCUCGCAGACCAGCAAUCCCGACAUCCGUUCCCUUUACUCCUUCCCACACCGCCGGCGGACAUUCCGCGUGCGAUCGGCCUGGCCAAGCAUUUCACUAGACAGUUCACCAACAGCACGGCAAAUACGUCUCCCACCUCCGAAAACGCCCCCAUCAUCACCUGCUAAUGCAGCCACCAAGAUGUUCACAACAACCACGACCUCCGCGACCAAUGUCAUGGGUGCAUUCCUCGCCCCCGAUGUCCCGCCAUCCACCACAAACGCCACUAUCAAUAUCACAAACCCCCGCGAUGCCGACGACGACAACGUCAAUGGUCACCAGCAUCCCCACCAAAAGUGA